GGGCCAGGCCGGGGCGGGAAGAGGAGACCCGGGGACUCCCUCCCUCCCUCCAAGCGCCACGGCCUCCCAGGAUGUUCCCCUCCCGGAGGAAGGCGGCCCAGCUCCCCUGGGGGGACAGUAGGUCUCUCCUGCCUCGGAAGUACAGUGUGUUCCAGCUGUUCUUUGCCUGCCUGUUCCUGGCCUUCCUCUCCUUGCUCUGGCUGCAGCUCAGUUGCUCAGGUGACAUGAGCCAGGCAGGGCAGGGGCAGGAGCUUGUCAGCCCUCCAAAGGCCUGCCCCUAUGAGCCUCCAGUCUCUUUGGAGGAGGACCCCUCCUGGGCGCCCCACCGCCUUGCAGUGCUGGUGCCGUUCCGUGAACGCUUCGAGGAGCUCCUGGUCUUCGUGCCCCACAUGCACCAUUUCCUGAGCAAGAAAAAGAUCCGACACCACAUCUUUGUGCUCAACCAAGUGGAUCACUUCAGGUUUAACCGGGCAUCGCUGAUCAAUGUGGGCUUCCUGGAGAGUGGGAACAGCACUGACUACAUAGCCAUGCAUGACGUGGACCUGCUGCCCCUCAAUGAGGAGCUGGACUACAGCUUUCCCGAGGCAGGGCCCUUCCAUGUGGCCUCCCCAGAGCUCCAUCCCCUCUAUCACUACAAGACCUACGUGGGUGGCAUUCUGCUUCUCACCAAGCAGCAUUACCAGUUGUGCAAUGGGAUGUCCAAUCGCUUCUGGGGCUGGGGCCGGGAAGAUGACGAGUUUUACCGGCGCAUUAAAGGAGCCGGUCUCCAGCUUUUCCGUCCCUCAGGAAUCAAAACUGGGUAUAAAACAUUCCGCCACCUACACGAUCCUGCCUGGCGGAAGAGAGACCAGAAGCGCAUUGCAGCUCAGAAGCAGGAACAGUUCAAGCUGGACCGGGAAGGGGGGCUGAACAGUGUACGUUACCACCUUGAUUCUCGUACCCUGGUGACAGUAGCCGGAGCGCCCUGCACAGUUCUCAACAUUGCACUGGACUGUGAUGCAGCUGACACACCCUGGUGUGCAUUUGACUGAGGGGGACGUGGCUAGCACCAUCUCAGUCUGCUUGGCUGGUGUCUGGCCCCAGGAGAGCUUUGUUACUACUGGAGGGAGACCUUCAGUGGGUGGAGGCUGAAGCUAAGGUAUGCUUAGGACCAGCACCCACUUAGAUGUGGCUCGGCUUCAAGCGAUGGGAGGAAAUCUGAGCCACCUUGGCUCUGCUACGUAGCUGUGCUUCUUCUGGAGACUGAUGCAGCCUGAUGUAAAGGUCCACAAGUACUCUUGGACCAAACACUCAGUUGUUAUCCCUGCCCUAUGGGCAGUUAAAAGAGAUUACAGAUUGGAAAGAGGCUGGGGUACAGAAUCUUUGACUCUAGUUCCGUGGGCUUGUUAUACCUGGCCUCCUUCCCCAGCAGGAGGCUCUUUCUGCCUUUUGGCCUCUUCUGCCCUUGUGCCCAGUACAGGUACGUGCACACCAUAGGUGCUUAAUAAACAUUUGAGUUUGGGAUUUUCAGCCUCACUUUCCUAUUAACUCAGUAAUGCUCCUGCUGGGGCUGUCCACAGGCUCCUCUUGACUUCCUACCACUCCCUGGUUCUGGGAGACCCUUCUUGGGUCUUCCAUGGUGAAAAGCCAGACUGAGGGAGUGAAAGCACACAUUGUGUUGAGGGGAUUUAGGUGACCAGAAUCAGGGUAUCCCCUCAAGUCAACCUGGCCUUCACUCUUUACCUCCAGGCCCAGUGUGAAGCUUCCAGAGACGUCCUGGAGACCAACGCUGUCCUCUGCCUGGGGGAAAAAGGAGUCAGAUGGAAAGUGCUCCUGCUCUUCUCUCUCAGGGUUGUCACCUUGUUAAGAUGGGAUGGUAGGCUGGAGUUGGUUUCUGGCCUUGGGGAAAUUUUUUAAGAAAGAGGACAGUUGAUUAGCAGCCCAGCAUCAUAAAAGCAGAUGGUGCACACUGCUCAGGCCUCUGUCGUGGGCCAAAUUGAACUGUUCCUGGAAAGAAAGAAGAAUUGCCAAACUCUUGACCUUGAUUUCUGGGGUCAGAAGACCCUGUCCAGGAGGUUUCCAGGGGUCUAAAAGGGAUGAGAGCCUGUCACCAUCAAGGCCCCAGCCUGCCAACCUGGCAGCAGCCAAGAUGCUUAGAUUCCUUUGAGUGUGAAUCCACACUGCCAUUUAGUAGCUGUUUGAACCUGGACAAAUCACUUAACCUCUCUGAGACUCAGUUUUCUUAUCUGUGA
Messenger RNA from Trichosurus vulpecula (common brushtail), 2231 nucleotides. RefSeq names its product beta-1,4-galactosyltransferase 7 (gene B4GALT7). Lineage: Eukaryota; Metazoa; Chordata; Mammalia; Diprotodontia; Phalangeridae. The record is from RefSeq and is a predicted model, not a curated record. Gene Ontology annotation, biological process: carbohydrate metabolic process; proteoglycan biosynthetic process. Gene Ontology annotation, molecular function: xylosylprotein 4-beta-galactosyltransferase activity. The coding region runs from base 72 to 1031 and encodes 319 amino acids. The transcript has 6 exons.